Messenger RNA from Pipistrellus kuhlii (Kuhl's pipistrelle), 3710 nucleotides. RefSeq names its product acid sensing ion channel subunit 2 (gene ASIC2). The transcript has 10 exons. Gene Ontology annotation, cellular component: membrane. The record is from RefSeq and is a predicted model, not a curated record. Gene Ontology annotation, biological process: sodium ion transmembrane transport. Gene Ontology annotation, molecular function: ligand-gated sodium channel activity. The coding region runs from base 1198 to 2895 and encodes 565 amino acids. NCBI's taxonomy places the organism in Eukaryota, Metazoa, Chordata, Mammalia, Chiroptera, Vespertilionidae.
CCCGCCCGGAGCCGCGGGGCCAGUGCGCGGAGGAGCAGGAGCUCGGAGCCCAGUCGCGCCGGCACCGCGCGCGGCCGCUGCCCAAGUUCGCCCCGGGGCCCGAGGAGGGCCGGGCAGGCAGGAAAGCGGGGCAGCCGGCGCCGCCUCCACCGGGGGCUUGGAGUCUCGAGAGGAGAAGGGCUCGAGGAGCAGCGAGUUGGGGUCACCCCCGGGAGGUGUAAGCGGGCGCUCCGCAGUCCCUGGCACCUGGUGCCGCCGGGGCAGGGAGGAGAAGAGGCAGCGGACAGCGAGACCCCGCGUUGGAAGACUCGAGGCACCCCGGAAAGCAGACUAAAGAAACGACGCGUCCAUCUGGCCAGUCUCUUCGACGGGGGCCCAGCAGCCGCCGGCAGCUCCAACAGGACGCCCCAAGAGCCCCCGGCCCCAGGCGGGAGGGGGCGCAGGCCACGCAGGGCUCGGGAGCGGGGCUUGCGGGAAUCUCAGCCAGCCUCCGCGGAGCGCAGCCGGAGAAGCAGUGAGGAGGGUUCGGGAGGGAAGAAGGGAAAGAGGGCAGCAGCCUACUGAGCGACCACUCACCCCAGUACACACCCACCCCACCCGCCGAGCCCCGGGCCGCGGGAGCCUCUGGGGGCGCUCAUUCCCAGGCGACUUCUCUUCCGUGUCCCAGCCCCGCUGGGCUACGGACCAGGCUGGCGGGGUCCUUCGGAAUGUCCAAACCGGGCAUGGUGGCCGAGGGGCGGCUCUCCCGGGACCAGCGUCCAAGCUGGGGUUAGGCGAAGAGGGGGGGGCUCAGGUCAGGGUCCCCCGAGAGACAGGACGCAGGGAGGCGGGCGCAGCGCCCGGGGACUGGAGAGGCGGCGCCCGGCGGGGACCCGGGCAGAGGUGGUGCCUGGCGUCGGGCUUCCUUCGGGAAGACAGGGGCCAGGGAGUGUAGGGGGCACUUGGGAGAGGCCAGCGCCAGGGGCAGCGGGCCGCGGCGGCGCUCGGUCCCGGGCGGGCGGGCGGGCGCCCGCGGAGGCGGCAGCGGCGGCGCCGGGCGGGCAUGCCGCGCCAGCGGAGCUCCUCUCGGGCGCACGCUUCCCUGGCGCGGGCUGCGCGCGGCGGCUGCUGCUGCUGCUGCUCCCACUGCUGCUGCGGACUCCCAUGGCGGCUCCGCCCGGCCGAGACCGCCGCUGCCGCCAGCCAAGGACUGAAUGAAUGAGCCGGAGCGGUGGAGCCGGGCUGCCCCCGGCCGCGCUCGCCGGCCCGGGACGCUUCCGCAUGGCCCGCGAGGAGCCGGCGGCGGCGGCGGUGGCGGCGGCCGGGCAGCCCGGGAGCGGCAGGGGCGGCGCGCGCGAGCGGGCGCUGCAGGGGCCGGGGGUCGCCCGCAGGGGGCGGCCGUCGCUGAGCCGCGCUAAGCUGCACGGGCUGCGGCACAUGUGCGCGGGGCGCGCGGCGGCGGGGGGCUCCUUCCAGCGGCGGGCGCUGUGGGUGCUGGCCUUCUGCACGUCCCUUGGUUUGCUGCUGUCCUGGUCCUCGAACCGCCUGCUCUACUGGCUCAGCUUCCCGUCGCACACGCGGGUGCACCGCGAGUGGAGCCGCCAGCUGCCCUUCCCCGCCGUCACCGUGUGCAACAACAACCCGCUGCGCUUCCCGCGACUCUCCAAGGGGGACCUCUACUACGCCGGCCACUGGCUGGGGCUGCUGCUGCCCAACCGCACGGCGCGCCCGCUGGUGAGCGAGCUGCUGAGGGGCGACGAGCCGCGCCGCCAGUGGUUCCGCAAGCUGGCCGACUUCCGCCUCUUCCUGCCGCCGCGCCACUUCGAGGGCAUCAGCGCCGCCUUCAUGGACCGCUUAGGCCACCAGCUGGAGGACAUGCUGCUCUCCUGCAAGUACCGGGGCGAGCUCUGCGGCCCGCACAACUUCUCCUCCGUGUUUACAAAAUAUGGGAAGUGUUACAUGUUUAACUCAGGCGAGGAUGGCAAACCUCUGCUCACCACGGUCAAGGGGGGGACAGGCAACGGGCUGGAGAUCAUGCUGGACAUUCAGCAGGAUGAGUACCUGCCCAUCUGGGGAGAGACAGAGGAAACGACGUUUGAAGCAGGAGUGAAAGUUCAGAUCCACAGUCAGUCUGAGCCACCUUUCAUCCAAGAGCUGGGUUUUGGGGUGGCACCAGGGUUCCAGACGUUCGUGGCCACACAGGAGCAAAGGCUCACAUACCUGCCGCCUCCGUGGGGUGAGUGCCGAUCCUCAGAGAUGGGACUCGACUUCUUUCCUGUUUACAGCAUCACCGCCUGUAGGAUCGACUGUGAGACCCGCUACAUCGUGGAAAAUUGCAACUGCCGCAUGGUACACAUGCCAGGGGACGCGCCUUUCUGUACCCCCGAGCAGCACAAGGAGUGUGCAGAGCCUGCGCUGGGUCUGCUGGCGGAAAAGGACAGCAGUUACUGUCUCUGCAGGACACCCUGCAACCUGACCCGCUACAACAAGGAGCUCUCCAUGGUGAAGAUCCCCAGCAAGACGUCCGCCAAGUACCUCGAGAAGAAGUUUAACAAAUCAGAAAAAUAUAUCUCAGAGAACAUCCUCGUUCUGGAUAUAUUUUUUGAAGCUCUCAAUUACGAGACAAUUGAACAAAAGAAGGCGUAUGAAGUUGCUGCCUUACUUGGUGACAUUGGUGGCCAGAUGGGGUUGUUCAUUGGUGCUAGUAUCCUCACAAUACUAGAGCUCUUUGAUUACAUUUAUGAGCUGAUCAAAGAGAAGCUAUUAGACCUGCUGGGCAAAGAAGAGGACGAAGGGAGCCAUGACGAGAACGUGAGCACCUGUGAGACGAUGCCAAACCACUCCGAAACCAUCAGCCACACUGUGACUGUGCCCCUGCAGACAGCCCUGGGGACCUUGGAGGAGAUCGCCUGCUGACAGCCCCCGGAGCGCCCGGCAGCCCCAAGCAGACCCCGAGGCCCAAGAUCCGGGACAGGGGACAGCAGGCUCAGGCGGGACGGCCCCUGAUGACGGAAGCAGCAAGAGCCCCUAUGCACACAUAGCAAACUCUCUGCCAAAACCUCGCCGCGGCCACGUGGGACUCGACCCGUCCUCGGUCCCUGCCGUGCGUCCCUCUUAGGAGACAUGAGACACAUUCUGGAACAGUCCAAGGACCAACCUGCCAUCACAUCUCACUGCCAGAUGUAGAAAGCACCUGCAUGCUCAGACUUCUCACGGCGCCGCCUCCACGUCUGUCUGUGUGUACGAGACACUCCUCCGUGCGGUUCCCACGCGGUGGGAACGGGUUCCAGCCCCCGGCCAUCACGAGGCCACAGCUGGAAUCGCAGCUGCACAACCGAGGGAAACCGCAGAACUGUCGGCUACGUCCGGUCCUUGUGUGGUUCGUGAAAGGUCCUUAACUUGCCCACAGUCCCCUUCCCGCCCCAUCCGACCCCCUUACCUCCGGGGAACCGGGCCGAGCCCCUCCCACCCCAGCGCCUGUGACGGAGGCCUGUGGCCUGGUGACUCCAGCCCGUGUCCGUGGCCCCCACGCGUUCUGCCCUCCCUGUGACAUGGCUUGUACAGUCCGGUUCUGUCUUUGGGGGGUUUACUGUCUGUCGGAGGUCCGUUUGGUUUUGUUUUCUGACCUUUGGGUUUGCUGUUCGGAGUUUGGUUUGGUUUUCCCAUUUUCUCUGGCGUUUAUUUAUUCGUGCUUCCCGGUCACGGUCAUAUUAAAAGCUGGUCUUGUGGAA